This is a messenger RNA of Didymosphaeria variabile, 1230 nucleotides long. RefSeq lists its product as uncharacterized. The coding region runs from base 1 to 1230 and encodes 409 amino acids. The record is from RefSeq and is a predicted model, not a curated record. Lineage: Eukaryota; Fungi; Ascomycota; Dothideomycetes; Pleosporales; Didymosphaeriaceae. Gene Ontology annotation, molecular function: transcription coactivator activity. Gene Ontology annotation, cellular component: DUBm complex; SAGA complex. The transcript has 2 exons. Gene Ontology annotation, biological process: regulation of transcription by RNA polymerase II; positive regulation of DNA-templated transcription.
AUGUCUGAGGACAUACCGGCGGACGGCCACGAGGGCGACGGCACCGCCGCUGUGACGCUGGCGCCCGGCAUGCUCGAGGAUCUGACUCGUGACGUUCUUGAGUCGCUCAUCCACAACGUAAUAUACCAGACCGCGCUCUCGUGCCACCGCACCGAGAAACAGCUGCGCAUGCAAUCCGCCGCCACAUCCGCCGAAUCUCUCGCCCUGGCAAACCUCGAGCCGCCCUCGCAGAAGAACGCGCAAUCGACGCAGCCAUCCUUGCCGACCGCCGAAACCAAUGCGGCGCUUUACGAAAACGGGCGUGUCUUCCUCAAAGGAAACCCCCUCAAGACCACACCAGAAAUCAUAUGCCCGCAUUGCAAGCUGCCGCGGUUAAUGCACCCUAUUAUGGGCAAAGGAAUGCAGCAGCCAGACCUGACGCGCGAGUACUGCAUGUUGUAUCCAUGGGUGCAGCGCUCGGGGCACGAUGUGUAUGGGAACCCGUUCCCGACGGAUAUGGCUAAGAGCAAGAAGGAGCGCGAACUACUCAAGCAACAACAAAAGCAAGCGGACAAGGAGAGCGUGGGGACGCCUGGGUCGCAGGAUACCGACAUGAACGCUGGCGACGGGACGCAGGGCAAAGAGAUCAAACUCAACACUGGUGGUAAGCCCGCCAGCUACAUACCCUGGCACACGUGCCCGAAGUGCAAACGCAGUCUCCUCAUAACACGUUUCGCACACCACCUCGACAAAUGUCUAGGCAUCAGCGGACGCCAGAGCUCUCGCGCUGCCAUGGCUAAAAUUUCUGGUGUCAACGGCAACAGCAGCGGCGUAGGAAACACUCCGCUGGGCAGCCGCAUGGGCACGCCAGCACCCGGCUCGCAAGGUGACGGCCCGAUACCAAAGUCCAAAGCGAAAGGCAUCAGCCCCGUGAAGAAUCUACGCGACAACGCCGACGACGACGAAGGCGACGACACUCCCGAAAAGAAGAAGAAGAAAACGAAGAGUUCGUACGUGAAGAAAGCGGAUCGAGAGAAAGCGUCUAAAGAGGGCACACCUAGCGGCAGCGGCGUAAAGAUCAAGCUUAAAACUAGUACUCCCAGUUCCGAGCGCAGAGACAGCAACAUAUCCGAAAAGCGUGAGCGUGAGGGGUCCGAGGAUGGUGCGCCCAAGGCAAAGAAGCUCAAGCUUAGCAUAGGGAAAGCAGGGAGUCCGCCUGCGCCCACACCUCUCGCUCAGGGCUCGCCGUAG